This is a messenger RNA of Papaver somniferum (opium poppy), 858 nucleotides long. RefSeq names its product glycine-rich RNA-binding protein 4, mitochondrial-like. The record is from RefSeq and is a predicted model, not a curated record. Bases 167 to 595 code for a protein of 142 amino acids. The transcript has 5 exons. Gene Ontology annotation, molecular function: RNA binding. NCBI's taxonomy places the organism in Eukaryota, Viridiplantae, Streptophyta, Magnoliopsida, Ranunculales, Papaveraceae.
UUCAAAGUUGAGUCGGUCACAGAGAUAAACUUAAAAGCCCUUAAACCCUAGCCGCCUCCUUCUUUCUCUCAGUCAUUUCUUUCUUUCUUAAACCUUGAAAAAUCUUCCUCCCCGUUUUUCUUCAAGUUGGAUUUUGGGUUUUACAGAAUCAUACUUUUAAGUAAAGAUGGCUUUUGCUAGUAAACUUGGGAGCCUUGUGAGGCAAGCAAAUGGACAGGGUUCUUUGGCAUCUAUGUACAAUGCUGUCCGGUGCAUGUCAGGAGGGCCUGGAGGAUCAAAGCUGUUUAUUGGAGGUCUUUCUUAUGAUACCGAUGACAAUCAACUUAAGGCAGCAUUCGACAACUUUGGUGUAGUUACCGACGCUCGAGUUAUCACGGACAGAGAUUCCGGGAGGUCAAGGGGCUUUGGAUUUGUCAGCUACAGCUGUGAAGAAAAUGCUAGUCAAGCUCUUACUAUGGACGGUCAGGAUCUUGGUGGAAGAAUUAUCCGUGUAAGCUAUGCUAAUGAGAGACCUCCCCGGAACUUUGGUGGCGGUGGCUAUGGGAACAAUGGUGGUGGUGGUUAUGGAGGCGGCGGAAGAAAUGACGGUUUCUAAACCUGCGUUCCUUUCGGCUCUGCAUGUUGGUAUUCUUCUUUAGCAGUAAUUUGAAUGAAAAGUAGACUUAUACUACAUCAGUCACAUUCUUAAAUUCUCCAAUCUCUCUUUUGUAGUGGGUUGGGUAUCGUUUAGACUAUUUGUUGGUUGCAUUUCAUGCUAUUUAAUAAUAGUCGACAUACCUGUGUGAUCUUUAUUUUACUCUCCCAGUUAGUUAUACACUUGCAUUUUGGUUAGUCGUUGAAAAUAGAAAUCUUUGAAUU